AUGCCAACUGUCAAUGUCAAAAUAGAAAAUUGCCGUUUUGUAUCAAAACAUAGAAUUUUUGUUUUAUUUCACAAUGGAUAUGCGUUUAUUUGAAAUGAAAUUGGCUAAUCAUAAAAUGUUUAAAGAAAUAAAAGAUGGAUUAUCCGAAAAUCCUAGUGGAAAGUUGCGCAAUUUGUUAGAUAUGAGAGACGAUGUCGCGUAUGUUUGGAACGCUACAGAAAACUGUUUGAUGAGCCUAAAUUUAAAGCAGUUGGAAGAACAUGGAGAGGAGACUAUGUGCCAGAAACUGCAUUUCUUAACACCGCCGUCGUUCAGCGUGGAGCGCGUGAUGAGCAGCCCGUGCGGUAGCCGCGUGUGCCUGUGGGGCUCCCGUGGUGUCACCAUCGCUGAGCUGCCGUCGCGCUGGGGCCGCGGCGGGCUCUUCGACUCUGGAAACCAGACCGUGCUGUGCAAGAGCGUGUCACUCGACGAGAGGUUCCUCUACACAUUGGGAGAUGUCCGUCGCGUGCACUGGCAUCCGAAUUCACUGUCACACGUCCUCGUGCUGGUCUCUGAUAAUACUAUCAGACUGUAUAACAUAGCUCUCCGUUCGGGCCCGAAGCUCGUCAAGGUGUACACGAUCGGCCCGAAGCCGUCCAGCCUGCUCGCCGGGAAGACGAUCCUGGACAGCCUCGGAGACACUGCGGUGGACUUCACCCCCACACCGGAUGGGGACCAGCUGCUCAUCCUGAGGGGAGAUGGCGAGGUUUACAUGCUGUCGUGUGAUUUGGAGAGUAAAAGCCCGCCCCACCCGAAGCUGACCGGGCCGAUCGCGAUCUACCCCCCAGCGGACGACAACUACGGCUCGGAGUCGUGCUCGAUCCUCGCGCUGGGCGGGGGGGACGUGCCGCCCAUGGUCAUCAUAGCCACCUGCACCGCGUCCAUAUACCACUGUUUGCUGCUGCCGAAUAGUAACGAAUCAGAAGCGGCAAACGGCGACAGCCACGCCCUGUACGUGGUGGAGACCGUCGAACUGAACAUCGUACUGAACUCGGAGGACGACGCGCUACAAUACUCUUAUCCAGUGCAGCUGAUCCAGUGCGCGGGCGGCGCGUACGCGGCGCUGCACGCGGGCGGCGCGCACGCCGUGUCGCUGCCGGCGCUGGCCAGCCUCGCGCACUACGCGCGCGGGGACGAGGACGCAGAGAGCUUGCUGGCGAGCCUGUGCUCGCGGCCGAGCGUGUCGCGGUACGUCGUGCACACGGGCGGCGCGCGGGCGCCGUGCGCGCCGGCGGGCGCGGUGGUGACGGCCCCUCCACUCCCCACGCUGCUGGUGCUGUGCGCUGACGGCGCGCUCAUCGCCAGAUCUCUAGAACCGUACGAUUUAGAAGAACAGCUGUACAAAGAAAUUCAACUGAAAAAUCCCGCGCUUGAACAAGACGACCUGCGCAAUAUGAUGAAAGAGCGCCAGAAGCUGACGUUCUCGUCGAUCAUCCAAGACAUCCUCACGCGGGAGGUGUCGCAGCCGAUCCUGCACACGGACCGGCGACACGAGCCCAGCCCCAAGGAGUGUCUCGAAACGCUGAGCUCUGCGUGCGUGCGGCUGCGCGGCGAGUACGUGCGCAGACUCGCGCGCGCCGCGGCCGCGCUCGCCGACAAGCUGCGCGCCGUGCACACGCUCGCCGAGCGGCAGCGGGGGUGGCUGCACGCGCUGCAGAAAGAAAUAGACGACGUACAACUACAAUCGGUUGUUUUGGAAGAGAAGCGUUUGCUCGCGGAGAAACACCAGGAUGAUAUUAAAUAUAGGUGUUCCGCAGUGGUCCGCGGCCUGCGCGCGAGCUGCCGCGCCUCGCCCGCCGAGCGGGAACUCCUCGCCGAGCUGCACACCUACAAGCGGUGCCGCGAACGGUUCGCCGAUCAGAUACAGCAACUCAAACAGCACUCCAAACGGAACGCUGAAGAGAUCAAUAAAUGGCAAGAAGAAUACAAGAAGAAAGACGCAGCUUUGGGCAAAACGCAUAGCGACUCGAUCCAAUCUAUUCUACAACAGCAGUAAGUAAUUUUGUACAAAU
Messenger RNA from Manduca sexta (tobacco hornworm), 2051 nucleotides. RefSeq names its product nuclear pore complex protein Nup88-like. Gene Ontology annotation, biological process: ribosomal large subunit export from nucleus; ribosomal small subunit export from nucleus; protein import into nucleus. Lineage: Eukaryota; Metazoa; Arthropoda; Insecta; Lepidoptera; Sphingidae. Gene Ontology annotation, molecular function: structural constituent of nuclear pore; protein binding. Gene Ontology annotation, cellular component: nuclear pore. Bases 74 to 2035 code for a protein of 653 amino acids. The transcript has 14 exons. The record is from RefSeq and is a predicted model, not a curated record.